This is a messenger RNA of Fundulus heteroclitus (mummichog), 1720 nucleotides long. RefSeq names its product zinc finger protein 367 (gene znf367). Gene Ontology annotation, cellular component: nucleus. Gene Ontology annotation, biological process: central nervous system development; regulation of transcription by RNA polymerase II. The coding region runs from base 335 to 1282 and encodes 315 amino acids. Gene Ontology annotation, molecular function: RNA polymerase II cis-regulatory region sequence-specific DNA binding; DNA-binding transcription factor activity, RNA polymerase II-specific. The transcript has 5 exons. The record is from RefSeq and is a predicted model, not a curated record. Lineage: Eukaryota; Metazoa; Chordata; Actinopteri; Cyprinodontiformes; Fundulidae.
CAGGGUGUAGGAUCUCUGCGGCUAUUGGACGGAAGACUGCUCAGGCGGGAGUUUGCAACGCGGGACGACACUAGUGCAGGAACACACAGGUCAGUUCAGAGGAGCCGCUGCGGCUGGAGGGGAAUUUCACACAGUGCUCCCUGCUUGGCUACUUUUAGGAUAUUCUGAAGCAGAUUUUUUUUUUAUAUACCUUUCUGGAAAUGAAGGACAUAUUUACCCCGGACUGAAAAAGCGCCGUUUUGGACAUAUAUAUAUUUUGUUAAAGCAGACAGCAAGUUUUACUUUUUUUUUUCUUUGCGUUUUUUGAGGCACGUGUGCUGUUAUUGUACCUAUAAUGGCCGACAGCAAGCACCCGCACGUCAUUUUCUGCAACGACUCGCCCAAAAGGGUUUUGGUGUCUGUCAUCAAGACUCCGAUCAAGCCCAGGAAGCUGGAGGGCCUGACUCCGACGAGCCCGGGUUUCAGCGACUUCAUGGUCUACCCCUGGAAGUGGGGAGAGAACGCCCACAAUGUGACCCUGAGCCCGGGCUCUGCGAGCGGGGACGCGUCCCCGACCGGGUCACAGACAGCCAGGGAGGCGGACAGCGCUCCGUCUCCUGAUCAGAUCAAGGAUGGUAUCCGCAGAGGCCGGCCACGGGCAGACACGGUCCGGGAGCUGAUAAGCGAGGGCGAGACCUCCUCCAGCCGCAUCCGCUGCAACAUCUGCAACCGGGUGUUCCCCAGAGAGAAGUCCCUGCAGGCUCAUAAGAGGACACACACAGGAGAGAGACCCUAUCUGUGCGACUACCCCAACUGUGGCAAGGCGUUUGUCCAGAGCGGCCAGCUGAAGACUCACCAGCGGCUGCACACCGGGGAAAAACCCUUUGUCUGCUCAGAGAAAGGAUGUGGCAGUCGGUUCACCCAUGCCAACCGCCACUGCCCCAAGCAUCCUUUCUCCCGUCUGAACAGAGAGGAACCGAAGGCGGGUGUGGGAAAGGCUCAGUCUGUGGACAACAAGGCGGUGGCAGAGUGGCUGGCUAAGUACUGGGAAACCCGCGAGCAGCGCGCUCCCACGACCAUCAAGACGAAGCCGCAGGGCAAGGCGAGGCCGGAGGACCAGGAGCAGCAGGAUCCCAUGAGGUUCCUCCACUCUGACGAGGAGAACGGGGAAGAGCCGGAGGCCGCGGAGGAAGAGAAGGCUAAUGCUGGGGGCGGGGCGGCCAGGCGACGCCUUCAGGAGCAGAGGGAGCGUCUCCACGGCGCUCUGGCCCUCAUCGAGCUGGCCAACAACCUGUCUCCCUGAGGACCCUCCCCCACCCAGGACUCCCCCCCCCUCCUCUAAUCCGCCUUCCUGCAGUACGUGCUGUAGCUCAAAGUUCUUCAUAAACGCAGAUCAACGCCUAGUUUAGUUCACUUUAUUAAGUUGUGCAACCAGACUUGGAGAAAGAAGCUAACUUGGCCUGAGAUCAGUGUUAAAGCACAGAAUCAUCCCCCCCUCCCCCUCCCUCUCCCCCUCCCUCUCCCUCUCCCUCUCAGCACCAGGAAGGCACAAGCUAAAGCACCUUACUCAGCUUCCAUUUGAACCUUUUGGCUGCUAUCAAUGUAGGUUUGACAACAUGAAGAAUGUCUCUUUCCUCUGUCUUCUAAAGGCAAAGGAAGAAUACCUGUUAUGGUUUGAUUCGAUUUUGUUUGCACUUUGGUAACGAGUUUUUUUUUUUUUUAAGUAUAUUGUGGGAAUAAG